GCUAAUAUAUUGUCCUCUUUGGGAAUCUCCCUAGAUAGAACUUUAUUAUGUAUAAUAGUUAAUAAACACAUAUUUUUGUAAGCUAUCAACAUUUGGUUUUUAAUUCUUAGUUAUGAAUUCUCUUAAAAUGCAUUCUUUUUUUGGGAUACUGAAAGUAGGUCAAGAUUUCGUUUCUUUUAGUUUUGUAAUGUGGAGUUGUGGACUUCCACGCUGAUGGCCAUGCCUAAGGUAGAAGAGUGAUCCCGAGUCUUAAACCCCUCUGUUGUCGUAAUUUUGUAUCUGGUCUUUUUCUAGACCCAAUCUGUAUUCUAUUUUUUCCAUUCUUCUUUUAAUGCAUAUGACUUCUUAGCCCAAAAAAAAAAUAUUUGAAGGGACUCCAGAAAACAAAGAAGAGGUAAUUAAUGGCAGUUCAAGACUCUCUGGUCAUGGUGUUGGGCUUCAUAGUGUUUGUGAACCUGUAUGUUCAGGCAGCAGCAGGUGUCUUCGGAAGUAAUGUCACCUUUCAGCUCAGUAGGAUUAACUUCCCAGAAGGUUUCAUUUUUGGGACAGCAUCCGCUGCUUACCAGUAUGAAGGUGCAGCGUUUGUAGAUGGCAAAGGGCCAAGUACUUGGGACUUUUUCACUCACAGAUAUCCAGGUAAAAUAACUGAUCAGAGCAAUGGCGAUGUGGCUGUUGAUUCUUAUCAUCGUUAUAAGGAAGAUGUGAGUAUAAUGAAGCAAAUGGGAAUGGAUGCUUAUAGAUUCUCCAUCUCCUGGGCCAGAUUAUUACCCGAAGGAAAGCUUAGUGGAGGUGUGAACGAGGACGGUAUCAGAUAUUAUAAUGACCUAAUCAAUGAGCUUUUAUCUAAUGGCAUACAGCCCUUCGUAACUAUCUUCCACUGGGAUUGUCCCUUAGCACUUGACAAGGAAUAUGGUGGUUUCUUAAGUCCUCGUAUCAUAAAGGACUUCCAGGACUUUGCAGAUCUUUGCUUUAGAGAAUUUGGAGAUCGUGUGAAGCACUGGAUGACCUUUAAUGAGGCAUAUCUCUAUAGUAAUUAUGGUUAUGCCACAGGCUCUUUUGCUCCUGGUAGAUGCUCCAAAUGGGUGAGUUCAAGUUGUAUUCCUGGGAACUCUGGGAGUGAGCCCUAUAAGGUGGCUCACCACCAGCUUCUGUCUCAUGCUGCUGCAGUGAAGCUAUACAGGAAGAAGUACCAGAAGUCUCAAAAGGGAAAGAUAGGAAUGGCGCUGGUGGCAAACUGGAUGGUACCCUUCUCCAGAAGCAAAUCUAACAUUGCUGCCACCAAUCGAGGUCUUGAUUUUAAGAUUGGAUGGUUCAUGAACCCAUUGACCUAUGGUGAUUAUCCAGAUAGCAUGAGAGCUCUUGUUGGUGAUCGGCUACCAAAGUUCUCAAAGAAGCAGUCUCUCAUGGUGAAAGGGUCACUGGACUUCAUCGGAUUAAACUACUAUACUGCAAAUUAUGCAGCUGAAGUUAACUUGAGGAGCUCUGGAAAUUUAAGCUCCACAACUGAUUCACAAGUUAAUCUCACAUCUUCAAGGAAUGGGACAUUCAUUGGUGAAGCGACUGGUCACGCUGCAUUCUAUGUUUAUCCGAGGGGAAUUCGAGAUGUUAUGAUCUACAUAAAGAAAAAUUACAGAAAUCCAGUUAUUUUCAUUACUGAAAAUGGGUUUGGUGAGCUGAACAACUCCAGUGUAUCCUUGGAAGAAUCUCUGAAGGAUGACAAGAGAGUGGACUUUUACCAUAGACAUCUUCACUAUCUUCGAAGAGCCAUCGAGGAUGGUGUGGAUGUGAGGGGAUACUUUGCAUGGUCUUUGUUGGACAACUUUGAAUGGAGUAGCGGCUACACAGUUAGAUUCGGGAUUAACCAUGUAGAUUACAAAGACAGAUUGAAGAGAUAUCCAAAGCACUCAGCCAUUUGGUUCAAGAAUUUCCUCAAUAACUAUAUUGUUUUUUAACUAGUCAGUCUUAUCCCCUCCACCUUAUUGAUUAGUGGCUUGAUGGGAUGUUGUGUUUUGAAGGUUAAUUUCUUCAAAAAUUUCAAUGUUCACAUUUCAACUAGGGAACUAAGAGAAUCACCCAUUGUUUGAUAAGAAUCGAGAAUCAAAUUGGAUAAACUUCAA
This is a messenger RNA of Macadamia integrifolia, 2117 nucleotides long. Its product is annotated as beta-glucosidase 12-like. The transcript is spliced from 13 exons. Gene Ontology annotation, biological process: carbohydrate metabolic process. Bases 402 to 1952 code for a protein of 516 amino acids. Lineage: Eukaryota; Viridiplantae; Streptophyta; Magnoliopsida; Proteales; Proteaceae. The record is from RefSeq and is a predicted model, not a curated record. Gene Ontology annotation, molecular function: beta-glucosidase activity.